AUGCAGUGUGCAUCCCACCAACAUCCACCCCUUCCUAAUCUCCUCUUCCCCCCCUUCCCCUGUCCCCCUUGUCCUGCCAUAUUGCUCUUCCCCGCGCCCCGGCCCGCCCUUUCCCCACCCCAGCACCCAUACGACCUGUUUGACCCCGUGUGCUAUGCGUCCCUCAAGGGCUUUGCUGAUGACGUGGCGCUGCUGCUGGACGAGCUGGGGAUCCAGGAGAUCACGUUUAUAGGGCACCAGCAGGCGGGCAUCGUGGGGUUACUGCUCGCCCUGCAAAGGCCGGACCUGUUUCACCGAGUCAUCACGCUCGCCUCCUCGCCCAGAUUGCUCUCGGACGUGGGGUAUGCGGGCGGGUUUGAGCUGCAGGAUCUCGACCAGAUGUGGCCAGCGGGGUGCGUGCUGGUGCUGACACAUGACGACAUUCGCCUGCCCCACGUGCGCGACUUCACUCGCCCACUCUUCUCCCUCCGCCCCAUCGUCGCGUUUGCGCUGCUCAAAACCACCUUCGCCUGUGACGUGAGCGCAGUGCUGCUAGAGGUGAGAGGGAUGGAUGCAGAGGGGUGCAGAGGGGUGUAG
Molecule: messenger RNA, 576 nt
Organism: Closterium sp. Naga37s-1
Lineage: Eukaryota; Viridiplantae; Streptophyta; Zygnematophyceae; Desmidiales; Closteriaceae
Source: the annotation of a GenBank genome assembly